CUCUCUCUCUCUCUCACACUCCCUCUGUCCUGGCCAUUCUAUCCCUCUCUCCUUGAUCAGAUUUGGAGCUCUGGUUGUGGAUCGGGUGGGAAGUACACUCCUGUGUUGGUGGUGGGUUUGGUCUUGGAGGUUACGUCGGUAACACCAUCGAGCUAUCUCCUGGUGAUGCUGCCCCUGGUCGAUCAGCUCUGUUGUGCCAAGGGUGAGAGGCACAGGUACCACCGGAGUCAGAGAGGGAACCAUCAGCUCCCACCCGUCCCCAUCUCCGAGUCGGAAGCUCGGGCCCAUUUCUCCGGGUUCGACUCGGAGCUGAGCAAAUCGCGAGGAUGUGUGGAGGAGAGAGGGACCCCCCAGGAUUACAGCUCCCUCUCUCUGUCUCCCUGGAAAUACAGAGUCUGUACGGACCCUGACCGUUACCCACCUAAAAUCAGAGAGGCCCAGUGCCUGUGGAAGGACUGUCGGAUCCCGGAGAUGGAGAAUUCCCCAAAUAUCCGCAUCCAGCUGGACUCCAUCCCCCUCUCCUACACCAUGGAGGUCUGGUACCGAAGACGCUCUGGGGGAACAAUCCAGCUGAUCAGGACAACUCAGGAGGUGCCCAUCGGAUGUACCUGUGUUAGACAGAGACGCCUGAGACACUGACUGGGCAGGAGAGCCCACACCACUCCCUUCCUCUCUCUUUCGCACUGCACCUCCAUGCCUGACUCUGUCGCUAUCCCUCUUUUUCUCUCUCUCCCUCUGCCACUCUCUCUCUCUCUCACUCUCUACCCCUGAAUCUGUCUGGAACUGAUCCCGAGCUGAGAAUUCUGGGAGCAGGACCGUCCCUGGGAAGCACCGCAUGGAAAUACAGCUCAGAGUUCCUCGUGAUGGUAUGCAGAGAGAAAGAGAGAGAGAGCAUUUGGCUAAAUCAUCUCAAGCGUGCUAAUGGUUACCCUGACUUGGUUCGGGCAGCCGAACCCCGUUCCUUUCUCUGCGCCCGUGCCGUGGCCAAUCAGAGUUGGCUUGGUGCUCUCCCCGCCACCUCCUUUUCUCCUGAGCUGUAAACCAGCGGGACGCUCGGGCAUUUUUCUGGGCAUUUGUCCAGGUGAGAGUGAAGGGGUGGACCACAGUUUCUGCCAAGUUCCCCACGUUGCACUGUGUCUCUGACACGCAGGUGGGGAACAGGACUUGGGGAGGAGAGCAGCAAACCAGAAGGGAGCAUUUCAGUGCCCGCUGAACGAACGACCUUCUCGGUUUUCCCUAACAUCCCGAACACCAAUCUUUCCUUGCGUCGGUCGAUUUGUCUGUGUCGGGGGCGGGCUUUGUAAAAAGGGGUGAGACUUUUAACGAGUCGAGAAAGAUAUUGAUGUUCAAUAAUGGUUUAUC
Messenger RNA from Hemiscyllium ocellatum (epaulette shark), 1362 nucleotides. Its product is annotated as interleukin-17C-like. The record is from RefSeq and is a predicted model, not a curated record. Gene Ontology annotation, molecular function: cytokine activity. Lineage: Eukaryota; Metazoa; Chordata; Chondrichthyes; Orectolobiformes; Hemiscylliidae. The transcript is spliced from 3 exons. Gene Ontology annotation, cellular component: extracellular region. Bases 166 to 639 code for a protein of 157 amino acids. Gene Ontology annotation, biological process: inflammatory response.